AUGCCCACGUAUACCACGACAACGACAAGAGUCACGCGUACCACCACUGGAGGGAAUUAUUACGGAGGAAGAAUGGGCGAGAUCUCACUGAACACACGUUACCUUAGCACAAAUCGUGGUAUUAUCAAGAUCCUACAAAUUGUUGCUGGAUUCAUCAUUUGUUCAUUGCUCUGUGCACAAUGGUAUGGUGGACGAUCCUGCUUCGGUGAAGGACGUCUUGGAUUCUGUUCUGGUCUUAACUUCAUCUGUGUUGUUAUCAACAUUGUUCUAUUCGUCCUCAACUUUUUGAACAUUGGUGCAUGGGGACUGGAACGAAUCUACUCUGUUGUAUGUACCGUUCUCUUUCUGAUUGCUUCUGCUCUCAUCAUCUGGUUCAUUAUUGAAUACAAUACUUCACGUUCAACUCUUAUUGCCAGUGCGGCUCUGAUUGUUUGCCAAUUCUUCCUGUUCCUUUGGGAUGUGAAGAUCCUUCAGGGUGAAGCGUCGAAUUAA
Molecule: messenger RNA, 492 nt
Organism: Necator americanus (New World hookworm)
Lineage: Eukaryota; Metazoa; Nematoda; Chromadorea; Rhabditida; Ancylostomatidae
Exons: 5
Coding region: 1-492 (163 amino acids)
Source: RefSeq, a predicted model, not a curated record